AUGCAGGCGGUGGUGUCGGAGGCGCCGCCGGUUUUGGCGGAGGCACCGCGGGCGGCGGUGCCGGAGGCCACCCCGGCAGCUGGGCCGGAGACGGCGACGCAGGGCGUCCCGGCGUCCGGGUCAGAGACGGCGACGCAGGGCGUCCCGGCGUCCUGGUCGUCGUCGGCGCUGGGAGGGGCGUCGGAGGAGGUGCUGGCCGCGUCGCAAGCGGCCAGCGGGGAGUACGCCUUGGUGCCCCGACAGGGAGGGCGCCGAGCUGUUGUGCUGCAGCGGGCGCGAAGCGGGGGCGCCGUUGUCUUCGGGCCUCAGACCCAGGAGGAGGCGGCGCUGGACGCCGUCAGUCGCCGCCUGCGAGGCCGGACGGAACGGCUCGAGGCCUUCGCCCAGGCUGAGGUGGAGCGAACGCGCGACCUGGAGCGCGCCGUUCUGCAUCUCGACACCUUCCGGGUCGCCGCCUACAAUCGUCUCCUGGGCAGGCACCGGGAGCUCAUGGAGCAGCUUGCCGCCAAGGAGGAGGAGCUCCGCAUCGCCGCAGCCGAGGUGCUGUCCUGGCGGACUCGUCUGCUCCAGGCCGGUCAUCACUACGACCGGCUCGUUGCCGACACCGGCCGUCUUGGCGUCGAGGCGGCGCAGGCGAGGGCGGAGGUGGGCGCGGCUCGGCGGUCUCUCGACGAGGCCAACCGGCUGCAUGAGCAGCUGGCGGGUCACAAGAGCCGCCUCGAGGCCGUGGUGGAGCUCCUUAAGGCGGAAGCCGCCAAGGUGGCAGAGGCACAGCAGGCCCUGGUGGAGGCGGACCAGCAGAGAGGCCAGCUGGCCGACGACAAGGGCCGGCUCCAGGCCGAGGUGGAUCGCCUGCGGGGGCAGGUCACCACGGCUGAGGGGGCCCGUCAGGACGAGGCCCGUCGCCGUGAGGCGGCCGAAGACAAGGACGCCGAGCUGAAGGCGGCCCUUGCCAAGGUGGCCGAUCUCGGGAAGGCGCUCGAGGAGCGCGACCGCGCCAUCGAGCGGGACCGGCGUGGGGCCUUCCCAGAGACGCAGCGGCUGGCGGAGGAAGCCGUCCGCUAUCAGCGCGACCCGACCGGCGUCAUUGGGUCCGGGACGGAUCCGCGGGUGGCCUGA
Messenger RNA from Aegilops tauschii subsp. strangulata, 1119 nucleotides. The record is from RefSeq and is a predicted model, not a curated record. Lineage: Eukaryota; Viridiplantae; Streptophyta; Magnoliopsida; Poales; Poaceae.